CUGACUGCGCAUUGAUCAUAUUUGCACUGAUCCAUGCUUGUAGAUAUGUGCGUUUAUUUCGAAAUUUUUUUAAAUACCUGUGAUUUGCGUCAAUUUAAUCUAUUAUAUUUGUAACGUGUUGCAUUUAUAAUGAAUAAAAGUAAUUUUGAUAUUUUUGUGGGUGGCACAUCGGGGAUUUUUAAAGGAAUACAAGUCGGAAAGAAGGGACAAAUAGUUAAAAAUAUACAGGACUUGGCUUCUAUCACAAAAAACGAUCAGGUGACUAUUAUUGAAUGGGGCAAUGACAAGGAAGAGGAUAUUUUAAUCGCAUGUGGUUUAAAAGAAAACAGAAGAGUAAAAGUGUAUGAUUCUAACCACCUUGUGUUUACAAGGUCCUUUCCUUGUGAUGUAGGUAAAGGCAGCAUCAAAGGAUUAUCACGAUGUGAAGGAUCAAUUUUAACUGCUGUCGAAUCUGGAGAAGUGAGCUUAUGGACUUCUGACAAAAUAGAAGUGCCAAUAAUAAAUGCUGGAAACAAUUUGGAAAAGAUGCGUUACUCACAUACGGGAAAGAACAUAAUAACUGGAGGAUUGGAAAAUAGACUAAAAGUAUUUGACCUAGAAAAGCAGAGUUUAAUAUUCACCGAGAAAGAUCUUCCACAUGAUGCACUGCAGUUAAGAUUACCCAUUUGUAUAACGGACUUGAAUCUUUUACCAGGAACUCAAACGAUAGCAACAGUCAGCAAAUAUGGAUAUAUACGCCUGUACGAUUCACGUGCACAAAGACGUCCUGUAAUAAAUAUGCAGAUUCAAGAUAAAUCUUGGAGCUGUUUAAGUGUCACAUCCAAAGACAAACAUAUCUUAGUGGGAUCGACUAUAGGUACUAUGAAUCUUGUUGAUUUAAGAAAAUGUGGUUUCUUAUUAAAAACUUAUAAAGGAUUCACUGGUGCUGUAACUGGGAUAACUUGUAGUACGAGUAAUCCAUACAUUGCAAGCGUUAGCCUUGAUAGACAUUUACGGAUACAUCAUAUGGACACAAAAGCACUUUUGAAACAGAUUUAUUUAACAUCGAACUUAACGUGUAUAGUAAUGAAAUCAGAUUUUUCUUUUUAAAAUAACUUUAAUAACGAAAAAACGUUAAUGUAAUUUUUAUUUUUUUGAAAUAAAGUAUU
Molecule: messenger RNA, 1148 nt
Organism: Linepithema humile (Argentine ant)
Lineage: Eukaryota; Metazoa; Arthropoda; Insecta; Hymenoptera; Formicidae
Product: lethal (2) k09848
Biological process (GO): ribosomal large subunit biogenesis
Cellular component (GO): preribosome, large subunit precursor; nucleolus
Molecular function (GO): protein binding
Source: RefSeq, a predicted model, not a curated record